AUGGCUGCCAAAAUCACCAGGAGCGGAGCAGACAGAGCCCACUCCAUCUGUCUGAGCCUCCACUCUCCGAUGGAUUCUUUCCUCUCCAUCAUCAGCAUCAUCUUUGUCUUUGUCCCGGUCCCCUUCAUUCCACUGAAGGAGGACAUUCCAUCCCCAGCCAGAGCCGCCACAAAGCAGCCACUGUUGGGAAAGGCCACUCGAACAGCCGUGUGCUUUGUUGCAGUUCACGGAGGCUCUCGUACUCCUCGAAUCAGACGCAAUAAAAGACACGUAGGAAAGAACAGAUCCCCAGUGAUUAUGGCUCUGUUCAGGGAGAAAUGA
Knipowitschia caucasica is the source of this 321-nucleotide messenger RNA. The record is from the annotation of a GenBank genome assembly. Lineage: Eukaryota; Metazoa; Chordata; Actinopteri; Gobiiformes; Gobiidae.